Molecule: messenger RNA, 1992 nt
Organism: Exophiala xenobiotica
Lineage: Eukaryota; Fungi; Ascomycota; Eurotiomycetes; Chaetothyriales; Herpotrichiellaceae
Exons: 1
Coding region: 1-1992 (663 amino acids)
Source: RefSeq, a predicted model, not a curated record
AUGCAUACAUUCCGCAAAGACGUCUCCUCGUACUUCGAUCUCCCUUCACGAAAGCAUACCUCAUCCGAGUCUACGACGCCCGUCUCCCCCACCGCCACCGGUGCCAACGCACGUGGGACUCAGCCGUGGCCACCACUGCUACGCAAGCAUUCUUCUUCGCGAUCAGACCUUGAUGCCUGUCACGGAAAACUCUGUAACCUGGUCAUUCCAGAGCACUCCUAUAAUGAAAUCGACCGCCGCCAUUCGGCGUCUGAUUCCCCCCUCCCUGAGCCAGACGGGAUCCCUUCAAGAUCAGCUGUUGAUGCUUGUCACGGAAAGCUAUGCAAUGAGGUUAUUGCAGAGCAUGCCCCUGACUACUUCGACCUUCAUCCGGCGUCUGAUUCUCCACUCCCUGAGCGAGAUGGAUAUACCAUUGCUCCAAAGGACGCUAAGAGAAUUAGGGAUGUGAGGUCCACAGAAUCUCUACCUGCACCGUCGCCGAGAUCCCCAGCGUCAAUAUAUGGCAAGGCAUCUCUGGAAGCCAGUCGACCGGUUAUGAAAGACAGCCGUUCCAACACUCCUCGGCGAUCGCAAUGGGCAAGAUCGACAUCAGGAAGUAUCUGGUUUCAAACAAAGAAGUCUUCGACAGAUUUCGUCGGCGGACCGCCUUCAAAUAUUUCUGUUCGUACAGACUUGACUCCCUUGAAACCACCGACGGCCACGAGUCCUGGUGUGCGUGGAAUGUCAAGUUCGUCCAUUAGAGUCGAGACUACUUUCGCAGAACAACGACAAAAGUUGCGCAAUGCUGAUUCUCUGACGGAACCAACAGUCGAGAGUACUUUCACAGAAAACCGACGAAAAUCACGCGAUGCUGAUUCCCUGACGGGACCAACAGAACCAACGGUUGCGAGCCCUUCCCGCAGAAGUUCAAUCAAUCCAAAACACAUCCUUUCAGCUCCAUUGUUGUUCAUUCGGCGAGCAAGUCUUACAAAACCACGCAGCAAACUUAGGAGCAGCCCGGCAAAGAUACCCUCUCCCAAUGCCAGACCUCCACGAUUGGCAGAUCACUCUACAAUGCCGAAGAGAAAUUACACCUUCGAAGCACUUCAACGGGUCAGUGCCAUUUUGCAUGACACAACCAAGCAGGAGACCAAGUCAAGUGCUUCCGAUUCCUUGUUACCUCUUCCCCUCGUCAAGCCAUUGAUCAGGACGUUCUCAGAUAAGUCAACCACGUCGAAAGAGAGAAGAAGUCCGCAAAUAGAACAAGGGAUCGUGUCUCAAUAUACCAUAUAUCAGCGGCAGAAAAGCGUAGAGCGAUUCUCCGGCCCCCCGUCGUAUACAUCGAGUCAAGUCAAUUUGCGAAUGGGACUUCAACCUGCCAACACUCCCGAAGAAAAUGCCACAUACAAAAUCAAGAGAAGUGCUAGCGCCGAGACCGAGGAGUUUCUUAAAGUCGACAUCAGUAUCCGAGGCGGAACGAGCUAUCUGCCCAGCGAGGCACGCCGAAUCCACACUCCGCCUCUUCCAGAAGAAGGCGCGGAUGGAAAGUGGCGAGGCUUUUUCUUUGAUUACAAUGCUCCGAGAGCGGACAGUAGCAUUCAGGACCCGGAGCCUUUAUCAAGUGGAAGCUCAAGUGCAGCGAGCGCCGGAGAAUCGGAAAGCAAAUCACCCAACUUUUUCAAGAUGACGGGAAGAACGAAGACCAAUCGCUGUAAACGGGUCGUGACAGGAGACUGGUAUGAUGUCAAGCUGAAGCAAUUCGACGUUGGACAGGAUCCGUCGCAAGUGACUGACCCGAAAUGUGGUGAGAAAAGGCUCAACUCACCUGGCUUGUUCGGGAAGUCGCCAUCAGGCUGGGACAAAGCGCAGUUCGACUUGACAAUUCCUGAACAUCUGCCGAGCAGUCCUCUUUGUCCGAGACAUCCUAGGUACUGGCGUGUGGUGAAAGGAAAAGGUUCUCAAUUCCGUGGGUGUUGGAUGCAUGGGGUCGGUCUCGACGAGAGCAGGGUGUGA